AUGACCUCCCGCAUCUCCCUCGGACGCCCACAGGGCGGCAUGUCUCAGGGCUACGGUCCCCAGGGCGGCUAUCAGCCCGACCCGCACGGCUUUGGCAACUCACGUCCAUCCUCGGGCUACCGCGCCGCGAACCCAGACGACCCGCUCGAGAAGAUUCGCGCUCUCGGAAAGACUGUCGAGGAUAAUGUCGAAAUCUACUCGCAACCGCUCAAGCCCCAUCUUCCGGCUAUCGGUCGCUUCAUGAUCAUCGUUACUUUCCUCGAGGAUGCACUCCGCAUCAUGACCCAGUGGGGCGACCAAUUGUGGUAUCUUCAAAAGCAUAGGAAGUUUCCUUGGGGUAUCUCACAUACCUUCUUGUUGCUCAACAUCAUCGUCAUGGUCACGUCGUCCGGCGCGAUCGUCACAAAACGCCACACUGAAUUCGCGGUUGCCGGUCUCGUCGGUGUUGUAAUCGCCCAGGGCUUUGGAUACGGUCUCAUCUUCGACCUCAACUUCUUCUUGCGCAACCUCUCAGUUGUCGGAGGUCUCUUCAUGGUGUUCUCGGAGAGCAUGAUCUCGCGCAACACACGCUUCGCCGGUUUGCCCACGCUCAGCGAGAACGACCGCCGCAAGUACUUCUUGCUUACCGGUCGCAUCCUCCUCAUCUUCCUCUUCCUCGGCUUUAUCUUCCAAGGGACAUGGAGUAUUGGACGCGCGAUCAUGAGCGUCUUCGGCUUCGGCGCUUGCGCGAUGGUUGCUGUCGGUUUCAAGGCCAAGUGGGCCAGUGGCGCACUCGUUGUUAUCCUCUCGAUCUUCAACAUCGUCGUUAACAACUGGUGGUCGGUCGCACACUCGCACCCCGCGCGUGAUUUCCUCAAAUACGAUUUCUUCCAGACAUUGUCGAUCGUUGGCGGUCUCAUCCUCCUCGUGAACAUGGGCCCAGGUGGCCUCUCGGUCGACGAGAAGAAGAAGAACUACUAA
Molecule: messenger RNA, 960 nt
Organism: Peniophora sp. CBMAI 1063
Lineage: Eukaryota; Fungi; Basidiomycota; Agaricomycetes; Russulales; Peniophoraceae
Source: the annotation of a GenBank genome assembly